AACAGAGUAUACUCUGUUUUCUUAACUAUUAACUGUUCUCUUAAUUAUUUAAUCUUCUCAAACCAGCAACUAUCAUUUCCAUCACUUCUUCCAUAUCCAAUUAUCCAUAUACUUCACUCAUACACAAACUUGUUACUGGUUUCUGGCAUGGCUAAACCCGAGUUCUGGCUACCAACCGGGUUUAUUGUAGAUAAAGAUUCGGCCAUGGAAACAGAGAUCUUGAAGAAAAACGCGUCCAAGGCUGACGUGGCCCCGAGUUUGAGCUUCCCGAUGGAGUUUCCGUACGAGUUCGACUCGUUCGGUUCUUCCUGUUCCGCCUUGAGUUCCCCCGGUGAGUCAGUUGUGGGUUGUAUUGAGACAGAGAGUUGCGGGGAGGAGGACUUCCUGAUGACCGGGUUGACUCGCAGGCUGAAUCAGUCCUCUAUUUCCGAGACUCGGAAGAUCGGUCCUAAACCCGAGAGCAUGUGGGUUAUGGCCGGGUCGCCCGAGUCGACUCUGAGUGGGGCCAGACAGUUGUCUGUUUCGAGUAACGGGAGCUCAAGCGGUGUGUCCCCUCCAAUGACACCGUUUGGGGAACGUUAUAACACCUGGGAUCUGAUCUACGAGGCUGCAGGGCAGGUUGCGAGGUUGAAGAUGACGAAUGAAGCGCCCAAGUUCUACAGUUCGAAUUUCCAAGCGAGACUCGGUCCUAGAGAAUCGCAUGGUCCCGCUAGGAGCCAAAAUCAAGUCACUGGGGUGAUAGAUACUAGCCACUCUGACUUCUGUGAGGCUCAUGGUUUUACUCAUAACGUCUCGCAGCAAAUGAAUCUGCAAUACCAGCGAGCGAGGCUGGAACAACUAGUAAAGCAACGGCAGCACAAACAGAGACAGUGCGCUUCAGUUUGGGCAAAGCAGGUGGAUUUGAACCUGCAACUUCAGAACCAACAGAUCCAGAGCGCAGCUCAGAGGGCUUCUGGGUUUCAAACUGGAAGGUGUGGAAACCCUGUCACAGUGGGUGUACCUCAGUCUGCUUGGCCUCGUCUCCUACAGAGCCCACUUCACCAAUCGCAACAAUUCGCUGCACAAUCACAGCAUUUGAAUCCGGGCAUGAAAGCCAUUGUUCCCGGUGGAUCUGGAGUCAAAAGGGUGUGCGCUGGUACUGGUGUCUUCUUGCCUCGGAGAUAUGGCAAUAAUAACCCACAACCUUGCAAGAAAACUGGUUAUUCUGCUGCUACACUUCCAGUAAAGGUUGUUCAUUCCCAUCCACAUACUCAGGCAGCUUUCAAUACUGUUCUACCCUCCGAAUACGAGGCCUUGGUGGCCAGACGAAAUGCGGUUUUGACCCUGCAGAAGCGAAUGUUGCAGCAAGAAAAUCAUGAUCUUGGGUUGCCUCAAGAGUGGGCAUAUUGAAUGGUGAAGUACAGGGGAUAGGGGAAUGAAUAUAAAUUGGCAAUUUGGCAUAUUGGUUUUUGUGAAGAAAUUCAUGGAUGCAAGUUUAGUGUAGAAUGUGGUUUAGGAUAAAUAAAUAAGAAGGUCUUCUUGUUCUUUUUAGGAGAAUAUUUUGUGGGUAAUUUAGUCCAAGUCACAUGUUGUUGGGGUAGAAGUUUUUUUUUCUUUCUAAUAAAUAAAAAGUUCAUGGGGAGGGUAGAUUUUUGGUUUUUGGGGUUUAUAGUUUAUUUUUAUAAAUAUUGAGUAGACUAGAGUUGGUUUGUGAAAGAGGAAUCCAUAACCCUCUUGUAAUAUCUCUAUUCAAGAAAGAAUUAUAAUAAUACAUUUCGGCUAAGUUGUUUUA
Molecule: messenger RNA, 1771 nt
Organism: Tripterygium wilfordii
Lineage: Eukaryota; Viridiplantae; Streptophyta; Magnoliopsida; Celastrales; Celastraceae
Exons: 6
Coding region: 148-1389 (413 amino acids)
Source: RefSeq, a predicted model, not a curated record